Molecule: messenger RNA, 2322 nt
Organism: Nematolebias whitei (Rio pearlfish)
Lineage: Eukaryota; Metazoa; Chordata; Actinopteri; Cyprinodontiformes; Rivulidae
Product: NTPase KAP family P-loop domain-containing protein 1-like
Exons: 5
Coding region: 1-2220 (739 amino acids)
Source: RefSeq, a predicted model, not a curated record
AUGAAGACGCCAACGACAGACGAUGUUUACGCCUACGCUCUGUCUAAGACUCUGACGAAGAUUUCUUCACCUGCAACCGUGGGGCUCUACUCGUCGUGUCAGGACAGGGUUUCCCUGAUCCUGGAGCAAAUGGAAGAGCACAUGAGCCGUGAAGCGUCCAAGAUUGAGCAGAAAUGUGUCCAAAAGCCAAAACCUCGUGCAGCGAAGCCUUCGUUGACCGGCUUCAUGGCCCUGAUCGGGAGGCUGCUUUUCUACAAACCCGUUUGGACCACAGUGAAGCAGCACCGCAGCAACAUCAGGUUCAUUCACGUGCAUUUUAGCGCUUGGCAUUUCGCAGGCAGCGACCUGCUCUGGGCCGGGAUCGCCAUACGGCUGUUUCGUGCCAUGCAGAUGGAAUUUGGGAAACUACAGCUCGCUCUGUACAGAGUGGCUCAACAUGAUGAAAAGGAUGAAAUCAAGAAGAAGGUUGUUAAAAGUUCUCCAAAUGAGUGGAGUUCCAAAAAGAUUUGCUGUUUGCCCCUGUGGUUGUUCAUCCUGUCCAUCCUGGUGAUCCCAGUCGUCCUCCUGGUGGUGUGGAUUUAUGGUCUUCCUAAAUCUGAAGUAAAACCAGAACCGGGGUCAAACAGUACAAAUGGUGGAACGGAAAAUGACAGGAUCAGCGGGGUGAAUGUGCUGGAGAGCCUCCUCAUUGCCUCGUUAGGACUCCCUGCAGCGAGUGCGCUGAGGUUUACCUUUCAGAUGGGUAAGAACCUCAUCUUCAGCCAGGAACUGAAUAUAAGGAGGGGAAUGGACAACGACAGGAUCAGCAGCCAGCUGGGAUUCAUGAACGAGGUCAGGAAGGAAAUGUGGUUCCUGUCUCAAUUCAUCCAGUUCAUGGAGGUUUUCGAAAGGAGGAGGAUUCGUGUCGUGUUGAAAAUCACCAGUCUGGACCGUUGCUCCCCCAGGAAUAUCGUGGCAGUCCUGGAAGCCAUCAACAUCCUGCUGUCAGAUGACGAGAGCCCGUUUCUUUCGAUCCUGGCUGUAAAUCCAAGCAUUCUGCUGGAGAAAGUGAACUCUGCAGACGGCUGCAUCUGCAGGGAGGACAGAGCUUACGCACUGCUGAACCGCAUCGUCACUCUGGCCUUCACUGUCCCACCGCUGUGCGAAGAUUUAAAGCGUGAUUUGUUUUACAGCCUCAUUGGCAGCUCAAGAAUCUCAGAGGAGUCCUCCUUUAUGGGUGGCGCACAGAGAAACAAGACAUCUUCCUCUGAUCUGGCUUUAGUGGAGGUGAACGAAUCCAAACCGCUGAUGGAUCGAAGUUCAGCUGCAGCAGAUGAGCAGGAGAAGAAAAUGGAAACACUGGUUUGGAGAAUCCUGAGCAGCAGUGAGAAGAAACUGAACAAAUACAUGUCAGACGACACGCUCUCCAUGAAAAGGACGAUCAACUCUGUUUGGGUAACGCUGAUCAUCAUGAAGGCCCUGAAGAGGGAGCUUCCUAACCCAGAGACCAUCCCAGCGUGGGUGGUCUUGGCCAAUCAGUGGCCUUGUCGUCUCAGCUGGAUCAUCCAGUGCGUGGAGGACGCCAAUCAAAGGGCGGCUAUCGAUCAGAAGCAUUCGAGCAUCGAUCCUUCAAAGACCUUGUGGGAAGUCUUCAGCGAGUCCCGGGAGGAGCUGUACGUGAUGCGCGCACACAUCGAGGAUCUCCUGGAGCAGGACGGAGACCCUGAACUUUUUGAAGAACUACUCAGAGAUGAAGGUUUCGAGUUCACUUUAAACAACUUGGAGAUAUUCCAGGAGGCAACGGUGAACAUGGAUCAGUCCAUCAGGAGGGAGCUGGCUCUGAUCAGGGGGAUGUCCAGGCUGAAGGAUUCUGGUUGGAUCAGGAACAUCGCACCCCUGCCCAUCACAGCUCUCAUCAAAAUGAGCACAGCUGAUGUGUGCAAAGAGAUGGAGAGAAUGGAAUAUGACACCAAGUACAUCAACAUAGUGAAGGAACAUAUGCUCGACGGCUCUGCUCUGGUUUUUGGUGACAUAGAUGACCUCAAAGCCCUCCUGGGUAUGACAUUUGGUGAAUGGGCGACGUUCAGACUGCACUUCUUGAGUUUACCACCACAUCUCCGACAAACGUACAAGAACAAGUUCCCACCAUCUGGUUAUUCGAAGAACCAGCUGUCAAGAUUCCUUCAACACAUCCCCAGUCAUUACUCGUCUAGUUCCAGUCUGGGUAACAGCUGCAUUUAGCAAUCCCGACCAUCAACUUUCACGUUAUCAAAAACUGAGACGCAGAGAGAGCAGGUCCAGGAAGGAAACCCAGACUUGGCUACUCUAAAUUAAUCUCCCAGG